Symbiodinium pilosum is the source of this 402-nucleotide messenger RNA. The record is from the annotation of a GenBank genome assembly. NCBI's taxonomy places the organism in Eukaryota, Dinophyceae, Suessiales, Symbiodiniaceae.
GUGCCUCUGCCUCCGGGCCCUUGGGAGCCAAAUCCAAGGAAGCCGAUUCCCCCUCCUUCGCUCGACAUGGCAAAGGGUGAAAGCCGGGACACCGCAGACAGCAUCACUCCCAGUGGUGCAUCAAGAUUGCGGAUCAAGGAUAUGGACCAGCGUGGUACGUCCAGCGACACAGAGAGCUACCAUAAUCAGCUGAGCUCGCGUAGCAUCCAGUCGUUACGCGAUGACCUGAAGCCGGCCGAACCGGCUGCGCCUCCCAGAGGUUUGGAUGUUGACUCCCUUCUUGAAGCGCUUGAGGAGGAAACGCUGAGCCGUAAAUCUCCGUCCUUGUCCCCUGAGAGGCUGAAGAGAGGCCAAGACGUCGACAGUCUCCUGGAAGAUUUGGACGCUGCGCUUGUGACGUAG